CCCUGCUCCUCGGACAAUGGCUGCGGCGCGAGCGUUCCCAACCAUCAAGGCCGUCAGGUCCUAUGUGAUCGGAGGCGUCGGGUCAGGCGGUGAUUACCACAAUGUGGAAGGGGGUCAUUGGCUGAUCGACUCGCCCAUUUCCACGCCGUGCUCCCGAUGGGAGAAGUACAGGGCAUCUCGGACGAGCUGGGGCAUCAACGUGCUGGGCUCGUUCUUUGUCGAGAUUGAGGCGACCGAUGGCACCGUCGGCUUCGCUACCGGCUUUGGCGGUCAGUCAUGCAACCGCCGACAGGCGCCAAUGCCCUACUCGAUCGAUCCCUGCUGACUCGGGCCAGGCCCGCCGGCGUGCUGGCUCGUCCAUCAGCACUUCGAGCGCUUCCUGAUCGGCGCCGACCCGCGGAACACGAACCACCUCUUCGAGCAGAUGUACCGCGCAUCCAUGUUCUACGGGCGAAAGGGCCUCCCCGUCGCCGUCAUCUCCGUCAUCGACCUCGCGCUCUGGGAUCUGGUCGGCAAGAUCCGCGGCGAGCCCGUGUACAAGCUCAUCGGCGGCAACACCAAGGACCGCAUCGACUUCUACUGCACCGGGCCCGAGCCCGCCGCUGCCAAGGCCAUGGGCUUCUGGGGCGCCAAGGUGCCGCUGCCGUACUGCCCCGAGGAGGGCCACGCGGGCCUCAAGAAGAACGUCGAGUUCCUGCGCAAGCACCGCGAGUCGGUCGGGCCCGACUUCCCGCUCAUGGUGGACUGCUACAUGUCGCUGAACGUGCCGUACACGAUCGAGAUCGCCAAGGCGUGCGAGGACCUCAACGUCAACUGGUGGGAGGAGUGCCUCACGCCCGACGACACGGACGGCUUCCAGCAGAUCAAGCGGGCGCACCCGACCCUCAAGUUCACCACGGGCGAGCACGAGUACUCGCGGUACGGCUUCCGCAAGCUGAUCGAGGGCCGCAACCUCGACAUCAUCCAGCCGGACGUCAUGUGGCUCGGCGGCCUGACCGAGCUGCUCAAGGUGGCGGCCAUGGCGGCCGCCUACGACAUCCCCGUGGUGCCGCACGCCAGCGGCCCCUACAGCUACCACUUCGUCAUCAGCCAGCCCAACACGCCGUUCCAGGAGUACCUGGCCAACUCGCCCGACGGCAAGAGCGUGCUGCCCGUCUUCGGCGACCUCUUCCUCGACGAGCCGAUCCCGACGAAGGGCUUCCUGACCACCGCGGACCUGGACAAGCCGGGCUUCGGCCUGACGCUGAACCCCGCGGCGAGGGCCAAACUGAUUCCUGGCGCCGCGUUGUUGACGCUGCCGACGAACUCGCUCAGCCCGCCGAACGGCAAGCCCGAGGAGCCGGCGCCGGCGGAGAACGGGACGAGCGAGGGUGUGACGGAGGGGGUAAAGGAUGUCAGUCUCUCCAGCGCAUGAUCUGCAACAGGAGUAUAGAGCACAUUAGAGUGUCAGGGUUAGUUUUGUCACUUUGUCCGUUAAUCCCAGCAUGUCAACCCCAGCGUGUCAAUCUCAGUGUCGGUCUCCCAGCAUUCUCAGCGCUCCCCCGGCUGCCCCUGACGUCAUCACCCAUUCAGCCCGCUUUCCUGGUUCUUGUCAAGCGCGUUCCGAUUUCUUUUCAUUUUCACACGUCACAACACCACUGGAUACUCCACAUGUCGUUUUCAGCUCUGAAUUUUGUUGCUGUGUUCUCUGUCACAUCUCGCAGUGUGUUCCGAGCCGCGGUUUGCUGCCGGGCUGGCCUGGCGGGGCGGGCCUCGCUGUAAUUUAACCCCGAGGUGCGGGGCAAAAUGCUCCGCCGCAAAGAGCCGUUCAGCCGGGGCGGCGUGGGGAAGAUUUAGUGCGGUUUGUAAGUUGAGUGAAUAUACGCUUCAGCCUAGCAGCGCAGCAGCCGGGAAAUUUGCCAGAAAAACUCCCACGUCAAGCAAGAUCGCGGGCCGCUCCAGCCCACCCCUGCCCCU
Thermothielavioides terrestris NRRL 8126 is the source of this 1956-nucleotide messenger RNA. RefSeq lists its product as uncharacterized. Gene Ontology annotation, biological process: carbohydrate catabolic process. NCBI's taxonomy places the organism in Eukaryota, Fungi, Ascomycota, Sordariomycetes, Sordariales, Chaetomiaceae. The record is from RefSeq and is a predicted model, not a curated record. The coding region runs from base 425 to 1414 and encodes 329 amino acids. Gene Ontology annotation, molecular function: hydro-lyase activity; magnesium ion binding. The transcript has 4 exons.